CAGCUGGGCUGUUUUAACUCUUUCCGGAUGAGCUAUCAGAACAUCAAGGCGGAUGCUGCUCCUGCUUCCGGCACUUCCAUCUCAUCCACCGAUAAUGAACUGAACGACGAUCGUAGAGAUAAUCUUGCAGCUCCGGUGAAUCCCCACCGUGGGCAACCGAUUUUCGUGGACACCAAUGUUCAAGCGGAUAACAAUGCAAUCCCUACGGAUGAGAUCGAGCAAACAGAGGUUUCAAAAGAAAAGCCUGUGACAUGGAUGUCUCUACCGAGAAAAGACCAGCUAUUUAUCCUUACGUUCGCCCGACUGUCCGAGCCCUUGACGCAGACUGGUCUAGGUUCUUAUAUCUAUUACCAAUUGCGGUCUUUCAACCCUGAUCUCCCGGACUCAACAAUCUCAUACCAAGCGGGUAUUAUCCACGCGGCGUUUCCAGCAGCACAGUUCCUCACCGCCAUGCUCUGGGGGCGAUUCGCAGAUUCCGAGCGUGGUGGGAGGAAGCGCGUGAUUUGGAUCGGUUUGCUGGGGACCUGUUUGUCCAUGAUCGGGUUUGGGUUCUCUCGAAGUUUCGAGAUGGCUGUGCUUUUCAGAUGUGUAGGUGGAAUUCUGAAUGGAAAUGUUGGGGUGAUGCGCACUAUGAUCAGCGAGAUUGUUAAAGAGAAGAAGUAUCAGAGUCGAGCGUUUCUUAUUUUACCAAUGACUUUCAACGUCGGUGUUAUUAUUGGACCCAUACUUGGUGGCAUCUUGGCCGAUCCGGUCGGCAGUUACCCUUCUGUUUUUGGGCCGGGUUCUUCUCUUGGAGGAAGAGAUGGAGUGCACUGGAUGAUUAAGUGGCCCUACGCAUUGCCCAAUCUGCUGAGUGCUGUCUUCUUACUUGUGGCAGCACUCAGUAUCUUCUUCUUUUUGGAAGAGACUUCCGAACUCUGCAAACACAACUUCGACCCUGGGCUCCAGAUCGGUCGGUGGAUUCGAAAACACAUUUUUCGCGAAAGAUCUGCAUCUGGGUAUGAGUCAAUACCUUUCUCACACGACGAAUGGGCAUCGGCAGCAUCAUUGGAACUCCAACCUACACCGACUGAUGAAAAUUAUUCGCCCAUGCAAGCAAGGCAGCCGUCUUCCAAGAGAAAUAAGCUGCCUUUCAAGCGUAUAUGGACAACAAACGUGAUGAUGACCCUCUUAUCCCAUUUCAUCAUGGCCUGCCACGUAGGCACUUUCAACUCACUCUGGUUCAUCUAUCUAUCAGCACCUCGACACGAUCCAUCAAAUCCCAAAUCUUCCAAUCUAGCUCCGCGCGACUUUUUCCAUUUCACCGGUGGCCUUGGUCUACCUCCAGCGCGAAUCGGACUCGCACUUGCGAUUCUAGGUGCAAUAGGAAUAACGAUACAGCUGUUCGUGUACCCCAAACUUGCGGGACGCCUCGGACCUGUAUAUAGUCUACGAUUGUUCUUUCUCAUGUUCCCGGUUACGUACCUCCUAACCCCGUUUCUCAGCACUGUUCCUAGUUCCGAGAAACCUCCCGCUGGAGCCUCCGGACCUUUGAUUUGGAUCGCUAUCACGCUUGUGCUUCUCAUCCAAACUACCGGCCGCACCUUCAGUUUGCCCAGUAUGACUAUAUUAGUCAACAACUGCUGUCCCCACCCUUCUGUUCUAGGAACGGUCCAUGGGCUCGGGCACUCUUGUUCAAGCUUAAGCAGAACUGUUGGACCGAUCUUCUUUGGAUGGUUAUUUGGGAAAGGUCUGGACAUUGGUAUGGUGGGAUUGGCUUGGUGGGUUCUCGCUUGCGUGGCUAUGGCUGGAAGUUUCGUUGCGCAGUUUCUCAAGGAAGGCGAUGGUCAUGAAAUCCUGCUGGAAGGGGAAGUCCGAGGUCCAGAUGGAGUUGUCAGAAGGGAAGAUUAAGUGAUAGUAUU
This is a messenger RNA of Periconia digitata, 1901 nucleotides long. NCBI's taxonomy places the organism in Eukaryota, Fungi, Ascomycota, Dothideomycetes, Pleosporales, Periconiaceae. The record is from the annotation of a GenBank genome assembly.